AUGAACCUUCACAUUCAACUGAGCAGAGACAAGCCCGUCUAUAGCAACCACGACGUGGUGUCUGGUCAGUUAGUCUUGUGCAGCGCCACUCCGUUACAGAUAUCUGGCGUUGUUGUUACAUUGUCAGGCACUGCAACAACCUCGUUGAAAGACGGACGACUUAACGAGCAUCAUGAGCUUUUUCGCCGAAGCCAAAGAGUCUUUCCUCCUGCAGCAAUUGCCCAGCUUCCCGGCCAUCCCGGCUUAACGAUUGGCGCAGGCACGCAUCGAUUUCCGUUUUCAAUUCCUUUUUCCCAAGUAUCGGAAUGUUAUAAAACGGAGCGUGGCGAGACAUCCGAGGUGACCUGUGCCAGCAUGCGGCGUCCUCGAUCUCCCGCCGUGCACCUGUUGCGACGGCUUCCCCCGUCGACGGGGACUAUUGGCACAUCCGGCGAGAUUCAAUAUAGACUCGACGCGGAGAACUGUGCCAUCACCUUCCAGCCUCUGUCAGAUCCUCUUCCUCGGCAGCCACCUUCCAAACAAAUUCAAUCCGUAACGCUGGACCCCGAGGUUCUCGGGACCACUCAGCCCGUUUCGUUCCACAUCGAGACGCGAUUAUCACAUGGACCGGGCCUCCUGCGCAGACAUCCCAUCCCGCUGCAAGUCGCCCUCACCCGCAUCAGUUCCACACCGUGUUCCGUGCGACUAGACGACUUUCAAACGAUGCUCGUCGAAACCACUCAGGCCCGGGUGCAGGAGGGCGCCGAGCACUUGGCACAGGUCUGGGUGGUGCAAACCGUGGCGAACUUGGGCCGAUCGAUGGUGGUCGAGCGCGGCAACCGACCCGUGUGGGUGUCGAGCGACCUUUGGAGCUCGCAUUCUUUGCCGGACAGGGCGACGUCCAGCUUUGAGACCUGCAAUUUGCGCCGGACGCAUCGGCUGGAAGUGCGGCUCGGAUUUCGCUUUCAAACAUCGCCGACACUCCCUUCACGGCUGGUUGUCUUUGACUUCCGAUUUCCGAUCUAUCUUAUGUCUGCAUCAUCGACACAGCUGCCAGCGACCAAGGAAAAGAUGGAUUUGGCAGCCCACGAGGUCACUCUGCAAGAAGACGUUGCGAUAACCAAAGGGGCGUUUGUAGGUCGAGC
This is a messenger RNA of Aspergillus steynii IBT 23096, 1124 nucleotides long. RefSeq lists its product as uncharacterized. Gene Ontology annotation, biological process: ubiquitin-dependent endocytosis. Lineage: Eukaryota; Fungi; Ascomycota; Eurotiomycetes; Eurotiales; Aspergillaceae. The transcript has 5 exons. The annotation marks the transcript as partial. The record is from RefSeq and is a predicted model, not a curated record. Gene Ontology annotation, cellular component: cytoplasm; plasma membrane; cytosol. Gene Ontology annotation, molecular function: ubiquitin protein ligase binding; protein-macromolecule adaptor activity.